Gadus morhua (Atlantic cod) is the source of this 2732-nucleotide messenger RNA. It is a transcript of the gene trim69, whose product is annotated as tripartite motif containing 69. NCBI's taxonomy places the organism in Eukaryota, Metazoa, Chordata, Actinopteri, Gadiformes, Gadidae. The transcript is spliced from 7 exons. The record is from RefSeq and is a predicted model, not a curated record. Bases 162 to 1925 code for a protein of 587 amino acids. Gene Ontology annotation, molecular function: protein binding; zinc ion binding.
AGAGAGAGAGAGAGAGAGAGAGAGAGAGAGAGAGAGAGAGAGAGAGAGAGAGAGAGAGAGAGAGAGAGAGAGAGAGAGAGAGAGAGAGAGAGAGCAGAAAGAGGACACUUUGGUCGAGCAGCUCACAGAACAACAAGAGGAAACCGGACCAAGGCGGCGGCAUGAUCAACACUCAGAACGACGUGAAGAAAAUCCAGCUGCAUUACCUCCAGAACGUGGAGAAGAUGAAGCAGGGCUUAAAACCCGAGAAGAAAAGCUGGAAGCCCAAAGACGCGGAGCUCCUGAGGAAGUCGGCCAUGGAGAAGCAGCGCAAGCCCACCAAGACGUCCCAACAACAAACACCACCGCCCCCACAACAACAAGCAUCCAAGGCCUCCAGGCAGAGGCUCAGCAGGGACCUGACCUGCUCCAUAUGUCUGGACCUGUUCAAGAAGCCUGUCUCGCUGCCCUGCGACCACACCUUCUGCAAGGGCUGCAUCGCGGGCUACUGGGCCGGCCCCAGGUCCACGGGGCCGGGCGGGACGGGCAGCUGCCCCCAGUGCAGGAAGGUGAGCCCCGGGCUCAGCUACAGGCCCAACCGCAUCGUGGCCAACAUCGUGGAGAGCUACUGCCAGGGCCUGGAGGAGGAGAAGGGGACGGGGGUCCAGUUUCAACAGGUGGAGGGGAAGCUGGACCUGGAAGAGCGGGAGGUGGAGGAGGAGGAGGAGGAGGAGGAGGAGGAGGAGGAGAAGGAUGACGUCAGGGUGGCCCCUCCGCCGCCACCGCCGGUCCCACGCUGCCUCAGACACCGCGAGGAGCUGAAGCUGUACUGCGAGGAGGACCAGGAGCUGGUGUGUCUGGUGUGUGCGAUCUCCCAGGGGCACCGGAGCCACAACCUGCUGUGUGUGCAGGAGGCCGAGCAACAGUACAAGGUUUCUCUGAACAGCUCCAUAGACUCUCUGAAGACGGAGCUGGACACCGCCAUGCGUUGUGACGAGGAGGCUGAGGAGGAGGCGCAGAAACUCAAGGAGCACACGGCGGACCUGAAGCAGCGCAUCGAGGCCCAGUUCAGCGACCUGCACCAGUUCCUGUACCAGGAGGAGAAGCUGCUGCAGGUGAAGCUGAAGACAGAGGAGCGCCGCGAGCUGAUCCGCCUGGACGAGCACAAGGCGCUGCUCUGCGUGGAGAUCUCCCGCCUGCAGGGGGCGCUGCACGAGGUGGAGGCGCAGCUGCAGGAGCAGGACCCCUUCGCCCUGCUGCGGGGUAUUAAGACCCUGCUCCAGAGGCCGCAUGUGAAGUUUGAGAGGCCCGUGCUCACGCCGCCCAGCCUGUGUGAGGGCCGCUUUGCCGGGCCCCUGCAGUAUCGAGUGUGGAAGUCUCUCAAAGGGAGUCUGUACCCAGUCCCCGCCGCCAUCACCUUCAACGCCAGCACGGCCAACCCGUGGCUCAGCCUGACGUCCUCGCUGACGUGCGUCCGCUACCAGACGUUCAACCGCGCCAUACAGGACAACCCGCACCGCUUCAACGCCGCGCUCUCUCUGCUGGGCAGCCAGGGCUUCACACACGGGCGCCACUACUGGGAGGUGGAGGUGCACAGCAGCGCCGUGUGGACGGUGGGCGUGGCCCGGGAGUCUGUGGACCGCAAGGGCGUCAUCAAGGCGCUGCCCGCCAACGGCUUCUGGACGCUGUCGCUGUCGUACGGCGUGCAGUACAUGGCGGGCACGUCGCCGCCCAGCGUGCUGGCGCUGGAGGAGCCGCUGGCACGCGUUGCCGUCUACCUGGACUACAAGCGCGGUCUGGUGUCCUUCUACAACGCCGAGAGCAUGACCCACCUGUACACGUUCCGGGAGCGCUUCGCCGAGACACUGUACCCGUACUUCAACCUGGGCUUCCUGGACAAGGUGCACGAGAACGAACCGCUUAAGGUGUUCGUGCCGAAGAUCUGAGGUCAGUGCUGAAUAUGUGAAGUCGACGACCAGUUUGGGGGGAAGGGGGGACGAGGGUGCCUGGUGUUUGGUGGUGGAAAUGUGACCCGAGAAUGGAAGGUUUAUAGAGUAGGUUAUGUGUGUAUGUUUGACAACGUAAAUUUACAGCAAUGUGAAAAAAAAACAUGUAACAAAUGGUGAACAUGUGCCGUAUCUCGGACCAAAUACUAGUGAAUAACUUAACUAGUAAUAUUCUUCUGAUAAAGAGAAAGUCUAUAGCAAUAUUUGUGUUUUUAUUUGAUUUGACCUUUUAUUCGAUUUUUGGUAAUGUUUCAAACAUUACUGAAUAACAGACAUGUUUACUGGGUCGCGAAUAAACAACAGAAGUUUUAACAUUUGAAUGCCAUUAUAUUAUAUAUUAUUAUUACCACCAAUUCACGAUUAAAAAAUAGUCAGCGCUUGAGUGGCAUGAGAGCGAGACUGUGAUAAAAUAUAUUUUUGGAAUAGUUGGUUAAUCAGUUCCAAGCUAUUGGACCUUGAAUGAAGAGUUUCUCUGAGGUCAGCUGAACAUGAGGACAUUCAUUAACUUAGAGGUUCAAACAUGUUUCGAAGACCUGGAGGUCUCAUUGCACCACUUACUUGAUUAAAGACGGACAAGGACUUGAAAGACAGAUCAGCACGACAAAAUCUCAAUUGACCCUGUAUGAAGUCUUACCUUCAAACCUUCUAAAUGUUUUUUCCAGGGAAUACUAAUCAUGUAUAUUACAGAUUCAAUAAAAAAUGUCUCAAUGAAAAAUAAAAUAACAAAUAAAGUCAGAAUAUCUAAUA